GCUUUUUAUACUAUCCGAGAAGGAAGAAAGAAAAAAAAAAAAAAAUCUCUUAUCUCCUGCCAAUCUCUCGUUCCUUCAUCUGAUCCCCACCUUGUCGGUUUGCAUACUCUGCAAGCUCUCUCUCUCUCUCGUCAUUUACUUUGAUCUUUUCUUUUCUGUUCUUUGUUGUUUUUACUACUUUCGAUUUAGAUCUUUAAAGAGUCUGUUGAUAUCCCACAUAGUAAUCAAUCAGGGACUUUCUUUGAACUUCAGAAGAUUCGUGAUUCUCGAGAAACUUGCUCUGAUCGCUGAUCACGAAGCGAUCUUUCAUUGUUGAUCUGUAUAGUUAUAGUUCCUGUUUUGGAAACCUUUAUCAGGUGGUGAAAGAGGAAAGAUGGCUUCCUUGCAAGGACCGGUGAUCUGCCCUGCUGUUCGGAGCAAACAAGUUGGUGUUUACACGCUGCCAGUGAAUGGGCCUUUUCCGAUGGCAAGGUUGCAUAGAAGUGAUAUGUGGGGAUAUAGAGGGGUAACCGAUGGAAAGAGUGAGGCGCGUGCUAUUUCACGUCAACUCAAAUUACGAAAGUGCAGGACGACGGUGCACUGUAGUUUCAGUUCAUCAUCAGAUGGGAAUGGAAGCAUGGCUGAGAAUUUCAACGAAAACGAUGAAGAUUAUGUUAAUUCUAGUGUGGUUGAAGCUGUUGAGGUGAGGAGUGGAGCUGAUGGAUUUUCGAUCAAAAUGAGGGAUGGGAGGCAUUUAAGAUGUGUUCAUAACAAUCCUCAAGGUGGUCAUCUGCCAGAUUAUGCACCGCAUCCUGCCAUUGUGUUGAAGAUGGAAGAUGGGACCGGUCUUCUUCUUCCGAUCAUUGUUUUGGAGAUGCCAAGUGUGUUGCUCAUGGCGGCGGUGCGCAAUGUCCACAUUGCUAGACCUACUAUGUAUCAAGUGGUGAAGGACAUGGUUGACAAGAUGGGCUACACGGUUAAGCUUGUCAGAGUUACUAAAAGAGUGCAUGAGGCCUAUUUUGCUCAGUUGUACCUCACAAAGGUGGCUGAUGAAACAGAGUCUGUCAGUUUUGACCUUAGACCGUCUGAUGCCAUCAACAUUGCCGUGAGAUGCAAGGUACCUAUACAAGUGAACAAGUACUUGGCAUACAGUGAUGGGAUGCGAGUGAUUGAAUCUGGGAAGCUAUCAAUGCAAUCCCCAGCUUCAGAUGUCGUAGUAGUUACUGAACUGGACCGGCCAAGCGGUCAGCGUUGUCUCGAUACAGAGGAGUUCAAUAUCGUGCGUGAUUUAAAUGAGGCUAUUAUUCAGGAACGCUACAAGGAUGCUGCUGAGUUGAGAGACAAACUUGGUCAGUUUCGGAUUCAAAGGAACUUGAGGAAAUAUACAUAGCAGUUGUUCCUGGUGAUUUAAAUUGUAAAUAGAAAUUAUUGUUGGAAGCUCUAAACUGGCAAGUGGCAACAUUCACAGGAGCAAUCACUUGUCUCUUCUUCUACCAAUAUGUAUGUAACAAAGACUGUGAAUAUAUGUACAGAUACAGUUAAAUAUGCUGAUGUAAUGCUGUAGGUGUGGUUGGUUUAUGCUUAUCAAUUUAUCAUUGUGCUACUUAUUGUAGAACAAGACUUCCCAACAAUUAACGGGUUUUAUAUUUAAUACA
Theobroma cacao (cacao) is the source of this 1634-nucleotide messenger RNA. RefSeq names its product bifunctional nuclease 1. Gene Ontology annotation, cellular component: VCB complex; nucleus. Lineage: Eukaryota; Viridiplantae; Streptophyta; Magnoliopsida; Malvales; Malvaceae. Gene Ontology annotation, biological process: protein ubiquitination. The record is from RefSeq and is a predicted model, not a curated record. Gene Ontology annotation, molecular function: nuclease activity.